GAAGGCCUUUCUCUACUGUUGUGGGUAUUCGAAAACUGUCAGGCAGAUCUGCCACAUGUCUGGCUGGUACUCCAUGCUGACAGAAGUCCUGGCAUGCAACGCUUGCAGAAAGGCUGCAAAGGAGUCAGAGGAACACUCCAUCGGUCGGUUCCUCUCAUGGGAUGCGUGCAUCCUUAACCAGCUCAGUCCAGCUCACAGAGCAGUGUUCCCAGCUGUCUUGACAUUACGGCGUGGCAUGGACAAGCAGGUUAUCCGCCUGAUGAGGGAUCGCACCGAGGGCAACACCAUGGCCAAGGUGUGGAGGCAGGUCCUGGAGAGUCACUGCGAGGAGUACCUGCAAAGAAAGGACUUGUACACCACCCUCCUCAGCCAGUACAAAAAACCUGGGAAGAUCACACGGAACAUUUGCCAACAAUUCCAGCUACCACCAGCGAGGAGAGAGCUGCCAUGUCCGAAGCUGUUGAGAAAGGCCUUUCUCAUUGCAGAGGCAGAAAACAUCGAGGACUACCGCACACAGAUUAUGUCUUCUUUUGGCAAAGUCCUAAAGUACGACUCCACCAAAAAGAUCUGCAAGAAACUUUCCGGGGAUGGAAAGGGCACGGCGGAAUGGUGCACCAACGUGGCCAACGAGCUGGGCCAGAUCCUCACGUCAGUCCUGACUUGUGAGGAGUCGCUGGACAAAAUGCGGCCGAUGGCUGAAGGCCUCAUGGAGAGGUACAGGAGAGCUGACGAGGCACCUCCCGAGCUCAUGUACGUGGAUCGCGGCUGCUGUCGCAUCCACGGCGUGUCUUCUGUGGAGCAGCUCUUCAGCGAGUGGACCGACAGGGGUAUGCUGGUACGGCUCGAUCUUUCAUUGGAUCCAUCGAUUUGA
Molecule: messenger RNA, 871 nt
Organism: Cyprinus carpio (common carp)
Lineage: Eukaryota; Metazoa; Chordata; Actinopteri; Cypriniformes; Cyprinidae
Exons: 4
Coding region: 56-871 (271 amino acids)
Source: RefSeq, a predicted model, not a curated record